AUGACAACACACAAACCUCACCUCUCCCUCUCCCUCUCUCUCCUCCUCUCAUUCCUCACAAUAAUCCCCCCCAUCACAGCCAACACCGAAAAAGUAAUCUUCACAGCCCCCCCUCCCAUCUCCCUCGAGACCCUCACAUCCUCCUCAUCAGCAGCAGCAGCAGCCUUCAACCACAACAGCCUCCCCGUUCUCGGCCCGUCGACCAGCUUCUCCAUACGCACAAACCUCACCCGCGUCUUUCCCCACAACACCAGCGACAACGAGCAACAAGACGAGCAGCAGCGGGGAUACCCGUCAUGGCUGGUGCUGGAGGACCUCACUCCUGGGCAACGAUAUGAACUCCGCGUUUGUUGGUCUGCACUUGAACCAACCGAAUUCUCUCUAGACAUAUACCCCCUCAACACCAUCCUCUCAACCCCCCACCUCCUCCAAUCCCUCUCCCAACACACCACAUCACUCUCACUCUCACCCUCACUCUCAACCCCAAAGCAACAACAACAACAACCUCAACAACACCAAGAUUCUCAAAAACCUCCACCAAACGAAACCUCCAUCCUCCUCCUGCGCGUCCUCGCCGCCGCAGACUACUUCUCCCACCACCAGUCCCUCAUGAAGGAUCCCCCUCCCCCAGUCCUCGUCGACCUCAUCCUGGACCCGUACAUCUACAACGUGCUCCCCCAGUCUCUCGUCCCAACGGUAUGCUACCUUGUUGUGGUUGGCAUCGCGUCGUGGUUUGUAGCCAGAUGGGCGGCAAAGGCGUUGACUGCAAUUGCGGGUUCUGAUGACAAGGACAAGAAGCAAAACUAG
This is a messenger RNA of Trichoderma reesei QM6a, 807 nucleotides long. RefSeq lists its product as uncharacterized. The record is from RefSeq and is a predicted model, not a curated record. Gene Ontology annotation, molecular function: mannosyltransferase activity. NCBI's taxonomy places the organism in Eukaryota, Fungi, Ascomycota, Sordariomycetes, Hypocreales, Hypocreaceae. Gene Ontology annotation, biological process: GPI anchor biosynthetic process. The transcript is spliced from 2 exons. Gene Ontology annotation, cellular component: mannosyltransferase complex; endoplasmic reticulum membrane. Bases 1 to 807 code for a protein of 268 amino acids.